Molecule: messenger RNA, 1300 nt
Organism: Centruroides sculpturatus (bark scorpion)
Lineage: Eukaryota; Metazoa; Arthropoda; Arachnida; Scorpiones; Buthidae
Exons: 2
Coding region: 102-1148 (348 amino acids)
Source: RefSeq, a predicted model, not a curated record
UUAAAACACAUAAACCUGGAAAUACUUGCAGACCUCUUGUGGAUUUUAGAAGAACUGUCUUAUAUAAUUUGGAAUGUUUUUUAAAAAAUUCUUUACAGGUAAUGGAUAAAUUAGUUUGCAGUAUACAAAACACCAAUGAACUGGUCAAUGGAUUGUUAAAAGGUAAAAUUAAAAAAACUUUUCAUAUUAUGAGUCUCGAUAUAAAAUCUACGUACCCAUCUACUAUUUUGGAAAUGAUCAUAGAAAGUCUUAGUGCAUAUAAUAUUCCUGAAUAUAUAAUAAAACUUAUAGAAUUUAUAUUUAAUAAUAAUUAUUUAAAAAUUUCCACAGAUUAUUAUAGACAGAAAAAAGGUAUUGCUAUGGGACCAGUCAUCGGGCCAAAAUUAGCUGAUAUUUAUAUGAUUACAAUAGAUGAAAGAAUCUUGACAUUAACAGAUAUUGAAGAUUAUGCAAAUAGACUACAGGAAAAUUUAAAUUUUACAAAUGAAGAUGAACAACAACAAGAGCUGAAUUUCUUGGAUGUUGUUAUAAAGAGAGAGGAAACAAGGGUUUUAUUUCGUAAGUAUGAAAAACCAUUUAAUAAUAAUAAAACCAUUAUUUAUAAAUCGUAUUGUCCCAUAGAGACUAAAAAGAAUGUAUUUAUCAUGGAAUUAAGGAAGAUUUUGAAUAGAACAACUUUACAAGAAAAUAUAGAUAUAGAAAUAAAACAACUUUUUAAAAAAUUUCUGUUAAAUGAUAACCCAAAGUAUAUUCUUUGUAAGUGGUACAACUCUUAUUUGAAUUAUAGAUUUAAUGUUAAAAAUGAGAUAAAAAAUGUUUCUUAUAUAAAAUUUCCUUAUGUCAUUAAUAUAUUUGAAAAAUAUAAACUGAUUUUUAAAGAAUUUUCUAUAUGCAUAGUUGCGAAUCAAAAAAAUAAGAUGUUAAAUGUGAUCAGCAUCGUAAAUAAUGAAGAUACAAAUAUGCAUAAAGAUCAAUUUAAGAUUGCAGGUGUUGUCUAUAGAAUGUCAUGUACCUGUCAAAAUCCAAAUUAUUACAUUGGAGAAACUGGAAGAAAGCUGGAGUUGAGGAUAAACACGAGGCAGCUAUCAGAUUUAGAAGGAUGGAAUCGGUGUGGUUCCUACAUUGUAAUGAAUUUGAUUGUAAUAUAAAUAAUAAAAAUACUAAAAUAUUAUAUAAAGUAGAAAAUUGUACUGAAAGAAAAAUUGUUGAACAUUUUUACAUCAUCGCGUAUGCAAAUGUAAUUAAUUUAAAUACCAGGAUGUACUUUGAUGCAUGCUGGGAAAAGUUGCUGGAUUUAAAA